Molecule: messenger RNA, 1074 nt
Organism: Misgurnus anguillicaudatus (oriental weatherfish)
Lineage: Eukaryota; Metazoa; Chordata; Actinopteri; Cypriniformes; Cobitidae
Gene: mettl26
Product: methyltransferase like 26
Source: RefSeq, a predicted model, not a curated record
AGGAAGUUGAAGUCACUGUUGCAUUAUGGGAUGCGCAAUCCAUGGUUACUACACUGUAGCAAUGACUGCUUUAAUAACAGCUAGACGGAAUGAGUAGGGAAUAGUUCAUAAUAAUCAACACAUACGUUUUGCGAACAUUUUCUCCGUCGUAAAGGAAUUUGCAGCUGGAUGUGUAAAAUGCUGCACGCGGCAGCUGCGGACAGAAAUAAAGACCCGAUCCUUUCUGUAAUACAAAGCAAAGUGGCAUCAGGCAGACAUGUGAACGCAUUAGAAAUAUCUUCAGGCACGGGUCAGCACGUCGUUCACUUUGCCAAAGCAUUGCCUAAUGUUACAUGGCAACCAUCUGAAGUUGAUGCACAGUCCAUGUCGAGUAUAGAGGCUUAUAGACAGCAUAAUGGGCUGCAGAAUAUAAAGCCACCCAUCUAUCUUGAUGCCUCACAGAGUUGGGAGAACUGGAGCAGCAUUCAACCCGAGUCAUGUGACCUCAUUGUGAAUAUCAACAUGAUGCACAUCUCACCUCUGGCCUGCACAAAGGGUUUGUUUUAUGGCGUUGGAAAGAUACUCAAGCCCCAAGGAUUGCUUCUGACUUACGGGCCGUAUGCAGUCAACGGGUCGAUUACACCACAGAGCAAUGUUGACUUUGACCACAGCUUACGAUCAAGAAAUCCAGAUUGGGGUCUGAGAGAUAUAGCUAUGCUGACAUUGCUAGGCCAAGAUAAUGGAUUGCGACUCGAGGAAAUUGUUGAUAUGCCUGCCAACAACAAGUGCCUACUGUUUCGCAAGGACAGCGUGGUUUGAUACAUGAUCUAUUUAUAUAGUAUCACCAGCAGUAUUAUUAUGUACUGUUUUAACUGUCCUGUCAAUAAAAAUAAUAGGAGGGAUUCUCUUAAAUGUACUAUUACAAAGUUCAUUAAGUAAACUUGACAACAAGUUAGGUGGAGUCAUCAUAUUUAUAGACAUAAUCCUAAAACAAAAGUAAAUGGGAGUAUCAGCAUUGCACAUGAAGUAAGGUUGUGAGGUUCUGGUUUGUUUACAUUCCUGAUUGCCAUAACAUUAAUAAAUAAAUACUAUAUU